Nothobranchius furzeri (turquoise killifish) is the source of this 1976-nucleotide messenger RNA. It is a transcript of the gene nek3, whose product is annotated as NIMA related kinase 3. Gene Ontology annotation, molecular function: protein kinase activity; ATP binding. Gene Ontology annotation, biological process: protein phosphorylation. Lineage: Eukaryota; Metazoa; Chordata; Actinopteri; Cyprinodontiformes; Nothobranchiidae. The record is from RefSeq and is a predicted model, not a curated record.
CACACAACAAUAAGGAAGUAGCGCCCAAACAAACUACACGAGUGUGUGUUGCUGGUUAACAGAUUUGUUUCCAUUACGGAAGACGCGUUUUUCUGAAUAAAGUAACCACAAAUUAAGACUUUUCUCAUUUAUAUGAGGCUAAUGAGUGUAACCGGCUGUUUUAUGUUCGUUUUUGUGUUUUCUGGACAAUCGAAUGGAGAAGUAUUCCCACCUGAGAGUCAUCGGAGAAGGCUCCUUCGGUCGGGCUUUGUUAGUACAAAGUAAAAUCACCCAGGACAAAUAUGUGGUGAAGGAAAUCCAGCUUCCACAGAACCCUUCCAAAGCUGCAACUUCUAGGAGAGAAGCCGUCCUCCUGUCCAGGAUGAAGCAUCCAAACAUCGUGGCCUUUAGGGAAGCAUUUGAAGCCAGCGGCCUCUUGUGCAUCGUUAUGGAGUUCUGCAGCGGAGGAGAUCUGCUUCAAAGGAUUCAGAAACAGAAAUCCACCCAGUUCAGAGUUGAUGAUAUCUUGAAGUGGUUUGCUCAGAUGUGUGCGGGCGCGAAGCACAUUCACGAUAAGCGGGUUCUUCACAGAGAUCUGAAGUCCAAGAACAUUUUCCUGGCAGACGGCGGCUCCAUUAAGCUCGGGGACUUUGGCUCGGCUUGCGUUCUGAACAGCUCUAAAGCGUACGCUCGUGCUUACGUUGGGACGCCGUAUUAUGUGGCUCCGGAAAUCUGGGAGAACAAGCCGUACAACAACAAGAGUGACGUUUGGUCUCUGGGCUGCGUCCUCUACGAGCUUUGCACCCUCCGACACCCGUUCCAGGCGUCUAGCUGGAAGAGUCUGAUUCUGAAAGUGUGUCGGGGUGCGUACCCUCCCCUCCCCGCCCACCUGCCUUACGAGCUGCAGUACCUGAUCAAGCAGGUUUUUAAGAUAAACCCAAAAGACAGACCGUCCAUACACACCAUCCUGAGCUCCCACCGGGUUUCCAGGCUCCUGCGUUCCCAUCUGCCCUUGCAGGUCAUUGAGACCGAGGACGCAACAAGACCUUUAGGUCGAUGGAACAAGGAGGAGGGAAGGAAGGUGGCUAAGUCUCUAGGAGAGAAAACUUUAUUAACAACUUCAACAACGGAAGGAUCCUAUGAAAAGACGGAGCCGGCUGUUCGAAAGCAGUGGGGAUCGGAGCCUCCAGACGCCGUCCUGCAGAUGUUAGCCUGCACCAGCCUGGUCUCAUCAGGCAGCGUGGCAUCUACCCAGCAAAUGGCCUCCACCCAAGAAAGUGUGUCGGAUGAUCCGGGAGACGGCAGGCAGAGGAGACGGUGGGACAGGGGUCCUCCUGAGAGGCUUCUGAGCCUGUUGGAGAAGGCCCAGCCGAACAAAGCUUUUAGCACCUUUUUGAUACAAAGAGGAGAUGACAACCCUCUGAUGGGGCCCCUUUCCCCGCCGCGGGGCGAUGACAUUGACGGCUCCAAGCCGGAGGUGGUUUUAGACGAGGGCAGAAUGCAGCCGCGCUCAGAUGAUGAGGACACGGACUUUGAGGAAGAAUCUUCAUGUGACUGGAUGGAAGAAAUGGAGAAAAUCUUUUCAUAACGUGCACAACCAAUCAAUCAGCUGUCACCAUUCAUGUUUACUAUAAACACAAACGUUGUGCCAAACUUUUAUUUGCAUGUGGUUUUAAGGAACAUUUGUAGGAAUUUGUGAUGAUUGGAUGCUUUGAAAACAAAAACACUAAAAUUUUAAGCUGAAUGCUUUCAUAAAGUUUACGUAUGUCUUUGAUUUAAUGAGCUGUUUGGACCGUCGGCGAUAACGCUCCCUGGAAUUUGAAGGCCAUCGUGGAACUUUGUGUUAUCCUCUUUGAGAAAACAGGAAAUAUUAAGCUGCAUCUUUUAAAAGUUGAUUUGAAUUUCUGAAAGUAGACAAAACAUUAACAUUGUUUGGCUUUGACACUACCCAUGCAUCUGUGGCUGCAGGGGUGUGUUUAGUGUGUUUUGCACUACUU